AUGGACCCCACGAUGGAUCCUAUUACAGAUGCUAUCCCCAUCACUGAUAUCUACUGGCCCGAAUUCAAAAGAGAAGUGGAAGCUGACACAGCCAGGGUUCGUCCCAUCCAGCUUGAAUGCGUGGUUUGUAGCGACUUAAUGACUACCAGUCCAGACAAACCAGAUCAUACCUUUGUCGGCAUUCCAUCUCACGGUGCACAGAUCCUUCCAUGUGGCCACAUGAUCGGAGCCAGCUGCUGGUUCGAAUGGAUUGCUCGCGAGGAGCAGACUGCUUCUGGGAAGAAAUACGACAAGUGCCCUUGCUGCAAUACGAAAGUUCCUUUUCACAGCAAAUGCGGCCACAGAACCCCAGGGAGGUUCAUCCCCGACACAGUGGCUGAGUAUUCCACAGUCCCUGCCGUUUUCCGCCAUGGAGGUUGUAUUCCACCAAGAUGCCUGUGGUGCGAGCUCAGACAUGUGAUGGAGAUGUUUUGCAAUUCAGCACCAAUGCCCAGCCUUGGAUUACAGCCAGGAGAAUACCCGUCCAUGCUCUUCCAUGUCGAAGGUACUCCACUACUCCAACAGUAUCCUCGCGAUCACCAGCCCAACCAACUUGACACAAUAGUGUGUGACCUUGAGAUGCCCCAAGAGUUGGUUGCGCUCUGGGAAGUGAUUAGCUUAACCUGGAAACUCAACUCCCCAAAGCUCUGGUAUGGAAGAAUUCUUGCGCAAGUAGAUUUUGCUAUCUGUGUUUUCCGUUCUCAUUCUCCCAUCUCGGAACCUGGGACGGAAUUCAUGUCAUUUUGA
Fusarium sp. VM40 is the source of this 786-nucleotide messenger RNA. The record is from the annotation of a GenBank genome assembly. Lineage: Eukaryota; Fungi; Ascomycota; Sordariomycetes; Hypocreales; Nectriaceae.